Molecule: messenger RNA, 1800 nt
Organism: Lethenteron reissneri (Far Eastern brook lamprey)
Lineage: Eukaryota; Metazoa; Chordata; Hyperoartia; Petromyzontiformes; Petromyzontidae
Product: D-dopachrome decarboxylase-B-like
Molecular function (GO): phenylpyruvate tautomerase activity
Source: RefSeq, a predicted model, not a curated record
CGCUCUGUGGCCCUAUGAUCCAACCCCCCUCUCUCCCCAGCUCUUCCCUUGCAACCCUUACCCCCUUGCCCCACGUUCAGAACCCGUCUCUCUCGCCACACGACGACACGACAGCUUAGCCCAGCCCAACCCAGCCCAGCCAUGCCUUUCAUCGAGAUCACCACCAACCUGAAACAAGAGACCUUCACGGAGUCUCUGCUCAAGAAGUUCGCUGCGGAGGCGGCCGCCGCGCUCAGCAAACCGCCCGAGAGGAUCAACAUCACGGUGCAUGCGGGGCAGCUCCUGUACCAGGCCCUCUCAAGCGCCCCGUGCGUACACGUCAAGGUGUCAGCCAUCGCGGUGGUGGGCACAGCGGAACAAAACCGUGAUCACAGCGCCCGCCUCACAGAGUUCCUCUCCACCGAGCUGGGCCUCCCCAAGGACCGGAUCCUUCUGACGUUUUACCCGGUGGAGAGCUGGCAGGUGGGCAAGAUGGGUACCGUCAUGACCUUCCUGUGAAACUCUGCACACGACUCGCCUAGCUCGGAGAACCCGCUGCUGAUUGUGCGUGCAUGAAUGAACCAGAUGUCACAUUGUUGCACAAAAUGAUACGUAGUUAUGUGGAAAAACAAAACUCUAUCCGACUUGUAAAAGUGCUUUAACAUUAUUCCUUCCUCGACUUGCACCUGUUCACUCUCUACCUAGUCUUUAUUGUAACUGCGAGUCUCAAAUGUUGCAUUUCCCUGCUAUCGGUAGCUUGGAGUUGGCGAUAAAAUUCCAGAUAUGUUUCAUUCAGCAUAAACUGUGUUGUUUGUGGGAUCAUGUUUUUGAAGCACAACCCCCAGCUCUGAUCUUUGGACCGUAGCAAAUAUGCUUAAAUCACUCAACUGACUCACAUCUGAUUCUGCUUGCUUGCUUGGCAAACUCACUGGUGUAUUUAUCUGGAGACAAGUAUAGGUCAGUGGUUGGUUUAUAAAAACACAUUUUGAAUGUUUAUAUUAUCUUCUAUUCAGUUAAGAAGCUAAGGGACAAUUUACAUGAUGUUGUUUUGUUUAGCUGACCACAGGACCGGUCACACAAUUUGAGGCCUUCCUGUGCCCUGGCCAGACAGCAUUUAUCAAAAAUCAACACAUUCUUCAAUGCUAUUUUAACAAAAGUAAAUUAUUGCAAUUCCGCCGUGAUUCAUUAUCAGGAUUUGGGUUAUAACAGAUCCACACUGAGCUGCUUCUGGAAAUAAAAUGAAUGGAUUUAAAUAAAACAUUAUUAGCAAAAACUGGAACGAAAGAGCACCAUUUAUCGUAAUUUGAUUUAAUAAUGCUCUUUGUGCAUGAAAGCAUAAUUAAAAGGGUUUGAUCUCUCUAACGGGUGCUGCUGGUCCACAGGUUGUGAUCAAGCAGAUGUCUAUGUUGACCAAUAUUAAAUAUAGAAAUCCAAUUAUAACGGUGGAAAAAUCUUACUAUGAAAGUCAUGGAAAUGUAAUUGAAAGUAUUUAUAAUUAGAAACAAAAAACAGGAUUGAAAAUGAGUUGUACCCAGUAAAGCCUCACGAAGCCUUCAUGACAAUAACUAAUGCAGUAACAUUUCAAAAAAAUACAAAGUAAAAACGCUGCAGUUACUGGUGAUGUUGCCUUGAUGUCUGAGAACAGUAGUACAUAAUAAAUAAACUGAUGCUGAUGUGCCUUGCUACACAAGGAUAAGUGCACGCGAUGAUUGGCACUUGUUUAUAUAUCUCGGAAUUGCAUUCUUCAUUGUUGUGCUUUAGUCUUCUUAAUGUUGACAUCUGCAUAAAAAUGAUCUUUGAAAUAAAUGUAAUUUGAACACA